CUUUACGCGAYAUUAUUUCUUGGAAGUAUAGCAUAUUUUUUUCUGUAUGGACUUGUCAUGAARAAAUURCCAAUUAUAAAAAUAACCUACGAGAAASAUGAUACACUUCAAACUUUACAAGAUGAAAUCCGGAAAAUCACACUUGAACAGAUUGGAAACAAAGACGAAAACAGCGUUGCACAUUUGGCAAAUAUCGUCAGCAUUCCCGAAAGAGUAAACUCCACAAUUUCACAUUUAGCAAAAUCCAAAUUGCCAUUYACAAYACAAGGCGCUGAAGAUGAAAUUGAUUCCACAGGCAUUGCAAGAAAAAUGGAGGAUUUUCUGUUUAACUUCAGAAACGACAAACAAAUGGAUCAACCUACGUCAACAAUAAAACYGAUUGUUACGACGGAACGAACAGAGACUGAAACCAAGAAAAAAAAWCUUGCAAAACUUAUGGAAACAAUUGAUCGUUUAGAGAAAAAAUCCCGUAUCAAAGAUGGAGCAUUGACGACGUGCCCUCGUCUCAAAAGGGUUGGAGGACUACAUUUUGCGCAUUCUGAAGAACAAGUCUCGUCGUCAAUGAGGGCUAUCGAAAAYGAGCUUACUUUUGUCAAUGAAGGAGGAACAUGGAAGCCAACUUCGUGCUUGGCCAAAAAGGUGGCUAUCGUUGUACCAUUUCGCGAUCGUGAGCAGCAUCUCAUGUUGUUUUUACUUCACAUGCAUCGAUUUCUAAGAUGGCAGCUUUUGGAUUACAAGAUCUACGUUAUUGAACAGUCUUCCCAACGUGCAUUCAAUCGUGGCAUGCUGAUGAACAUUGGGUUCGAGGAAGCGCUUAAACAAGAUAAAUACGACUGUGUGAUCUUUCACGAUGUCGACUUGCUACCUGAAGACGACAGAAAUGACUACAGCUGUCCAUCAUCGCCCAGGCACAUGUCAACUGCCGUAGAUACUAUGGAUUACAAAUUGGGCUACAAGAAAAUAUUUGGAGGAGUYGAGGCRUUCUGGCCCGAUCACUUUCGCUUGACAAAUGGAUUCCCCAACAGAUACUGGGGUUGGGGAGGAGAAGAUGACGAUCUGUAUGUGCGAGUCAUGGAAAAGAAGUCCCUAGGCCUCACGCGGCCAGCUUACCAGAUUGGCCGUUACACAAUGAUAAAACACGAAAAAAGUGUAGAAACGAAUCCACAAAGGCACCAGUUGUUGAGUGAAAGCAAAGAGUACAUGAACGAAGAUGGUCUACGUUCCCUAAAAUAUGACAUUACGAAACAAAAAGAAUUCAAACUUUAUACCCUUAUAUCCGUGGACAUACAGCCUAAUGACGUAAUUAUGUAGUCGUUUGGCGCGUGAAUCCUUCCCAUCCACCCCUUCGAGAGUAAAGAAACGAUGGUGGAUUUGCCACCCCACCCGACAGGUCAAACCCUUUUUGACUCACAAGAAAAGUACAGAAAAUUUCGAGAGCCGUGAAAGCUACGAUGUUGGUAGAGUGGUUUUAAUUAACCCAUGAAAGAAAGUGUCAAAGGGCAAUAAAAAGAGCAUACACAUCA
Messenger RNA from Exaiptasia diaphana, 1523 nucleotides. Its product is annotated as beta-1,4-galactosyltransferase 4. Lineage: Eukaryota; Metazoa; Cnidaria; Anthozoa; Actiniaria; Aiptasiidae. Gene Ontology annotation, molecular function: glycosyltransferase activity. Bases 58 to 1311 code for a protein of 417 amino acids. Gene Ontology annotation, biological process: carbohydrate metabolic process. The record is from RefSeq and is a predicted model, not a curated record. The transcript is spliced from 7 exons.